GCCGAGCAUGAGGAGGACAUGUACCGUGCUGCAGAUGAAAUAGAAAAGGAGAAAGAAUUGCUUAUACAUGAAAGAGUGGCAUCAGAACUCAGAUUAAGUGUGGCUCCUGAAAUGGAUAUCAUGGACUACUGCAAAAAAGAAUGGAGGGGAAAUACGCAAAAAGCAACAUGUAUGAAAAAGGGCUACGAGGAGGUUUCUCAGAAGUUCACCUCUAUAAGGCGAGUCCGCGGUGACAAUUACUGUGCACUGAGGGCUACGCUGUUCCAGGCAAUGAGCCAGCCUGCAGAGCUGCCUGCCUGGCUGCAGGACCCAGAGCUCACGCUGUUACCAGAAAAACUCAUAAGCAAAUACAACUGGAUCAAGCAGUGGAAACUUGGACUGAAAUUUGAUGGGAAGAGUGAGGACCUGGUUGAUAAAAUUAAGGAGUCCCUCACUCUGCUGAGGAAGAAGUGGGCAGGCUUGGCUGAAAUGAGAACUGCCGAAGCAAGGCAGAUAGCUUGUGAUGAACUGUUCACAAAUGAAGAAGAGGAAUACAGCCUCUAUGAAGCUGUAAAAUUUCUAAUGCUAAACAGAGCCAUUGAACUAUAUGAUGAUAAAGAGAAGGGAAAGGAAGUACCGUUUUUCUCUGUGCUCCUGUUUGCUCGGGAUACAUCUAAUGACCCUGGACAGCUGCUGAAGAACCAUCUAAACCAGGUGGGACACACUGGUGGCCUUGAACAGGUUGAAAUGUUCCUUCUCGCCUAUGCUGUGCGCCACACCAUCAAGGUGUACCGGCUUUCCAUGUACAACACCGAAGAGUUCAUCACAGUCUACCCCACUGACCCUCCCAAGGACUGGCCAGUGGUGACCCUCAUCGCCGAGGACGAUCGGCACUAUAACAUCCCUGUCAGAGUGUGCGAGGAGACGAGUCUGUGAGCGACACCUGCACCUGGCCAGCCCAGUCUGGGACAAAGAGCACAGGCAGUUCCUCGGCUUGGGCUUCAGGCCUGUGGGUCUCUAGAAUGAUCUAUGGGAACUCUUGAGUGCCUGCGAGCCACGUUGGACUGGGAUGUUCCGAAGACUAGCUUUUAACAAUAAGAACUAACCAGGUCCUUUCCCUCAUCUGUAAUGCAAUAUGUUUCCCUGGGGGCCUUCAGAGCACACCUUUGGAAGGUGCAGACUACAUCUUGUCCAUGAGGCAAAUACUUUUGUAUCAAAGGAGACUCAUUUGGAAAGGAGUAUAUUCUUUAUCUCUCAAAUCAAAACUCUGUCUGAUGGUAAACUGGCGUUUAAUUUUUUUUUUAAGAUAGUAAUUUUUUUUUUUUUUUUUGGUGGUAAUGGGUCUGUGUAGUAAUCUUCCUAUGCAAUCUCAGUGAUAUAAUUCUGGGUGGAUCUGUUAAUGGCACAGUCUUAACAUCCUCUGACAGUCUCAUCUUCUUUUGGAGGGAAGAGCAAUGGUCUGGAUUUACAUAUUAAGGUUAUUUUAAGCAGAUCUUAUAGAAAAUUAAGAAUUGGGUCCAAAAGUGGGUUAUUUCAAGUCUUUUUUGAAGGCUGGAGGAGCUGCAGGAGGGAAUGGCAGGGGAACCUAGAAUGUCUUGCUCUCUGUGACUCUGACAGGCGUCUCACAUCUCUGACGUGCUGGAGUCUGGGGCUCAGUGCAGAUGGUGCCACUUCGGUGUAGAUGAACACUGCUAGCAGUUGCACCCUAGUGUUGGGGCAGUUAAUUACUCUAAAGUUCCAUAGAUUCACGAUUUUAUAGUCAGAACGGAGUUUAUAUCCAUCUGUGGUUUUCGAGGAGGAAACCAAGGCCAAAUGAUUUCAGUCACUGAUCUAAGUUCCGAGGUGUAGCUGGGCUGGACCCCAGUCUUCCUGUGCUCUUUAAUGCAGUGUUUGAGGGUACGUCCAUUGCCCAAUCUGCAUGACUGCUCCGGAGGCAGAUGAGUACCAGCAAACCACCUGUGAUGUGCCGUGAGUUUAGGCAGAAGCAUGUAGUGUGCGUGAGUACAGAAGUGUGGCUAAGCAGCCCGUGCCCAGGACUUGGUCUGGGAAGCGUGAGGGAGGCAGCUUUCAUGGUCCUGAGCGGUAGCCUGCUCAGCUCAGGCUAGGAGUGACCGUGGGGGUGGCAGAGGGGCAGCCUUGCUGAGCAUGGUCUGUGCUAAGGCCUGAAUUGUCUGCAAGAGGCAUGGAUCUUGGCUUUUGUUCAGGGGAACCAGACACAUCAGUGUUUAGAACUCUAUUGGCAGCACCUGAAUUAGCUCAGCAUUUGUGGAGGUGGAGUAUCCCUGAAGUACUGCUUUAUUUUAUAAGAAUUAAAAUCUUUAUUUGGUCCAAUUUAAUAUAGUUUAUAAAUUGUCUAAUCUGUUUUUUGGGGGGAGGGGCAAACCUUCUUUUGUAAGUUUUGCUUUUAAUUAAAAAUGAAGUCUUAGUUAAGAAAACUCAGGAUGCACAAAAUUAUUCAGACUGUUACUUUAGUAUUUUCCCAUUACCUCGUUAGUACUAUUCACCACGUUUUGUUAUAUGUUUAUUGACUAGAAUGUUGGCAUCAAAUUUCUCUAAAUGUGUGUGAAUGCGUUGGAGAGGCUUUCUGUUUUUCACUGUGAAAUACAGUGGUGCCUUGAAUAAGGAGGUACCCAGAAGCCAAAUUAAAUUAAUAACGAUGACUUCUUUUUGGCUUUGAUGCUUCAUUUUGGUAUUUGUAAUUAUACAGCAGGAAAUGCUUACCAUUCAUUUUUUGAAGCAGAACUUGAAAUGUUUAGAUUGUACAUGGCAGUAGGGAUCUGCGCCCUUUGGGUACAUUGAAUCUGACCAUUGAUUCUUAUACACUAUUUAAUUUUAAUAGUACUCAUGAUAAUACUCAUGAUCAUCAAUCUUUGCAUUUUGAAAAUGUUCUAAUCUUAGUGAACUUGAACUGGACUUCUGGGCAACUUAAUGUUUACAUUUCAUAUUCUUGUUCUAUGUAUGAUAUUGUUAGAGUAUUUGCAGAAAUUGUGGUCUGAACCACUACAUUGAUAAAAAUUCAAAAGGG
Galeopterus variegatus (Sunda flying lemur) is the source of this 3004-nucleotide messenger RNA. RefSeq names its product OTU deubiquitinase with linear linkage specificity (gene OTULIN). The transcript is spliced from 7 exons. Gene Ontology annotation, biological process: protein linear deubiquitination. NCBI's taxonomy places the organism in Eukaryota, Metazoa, Chordata, Mammalia, Dermoptera, Cynocephalidae. Bases 19 to 915 code for a protein of 298 amino acids. The record is from RefSeq and is a predicted model, not a curated record. Gene Ontology annotation, molecular function: cysteine-type deubiquitinase activity.